Molecule: messenger RNA, 4161 nt
Organism: Akanthomyces muscarius
Lineage: Eukaryota; Fungi; Ascomycota; Sordariomycetes; Hypocreales; Cordycipitaceae
Exons: 15
Coding region: 1-4161 (1386 amino acids)
Biological process (GO): transmembrane transport
Cellular component (GO): membrane
Molecular function (GO): ABC-type transporter activity; ATP binding; ATP hydrolysis activity
Source: RefSeq, a predicted model, not a curated record
AUGGACCCCUCCGCGGGGCCGACUAUCACGGCCGCCGUUGCUAGCUUCACAAACGCCGCCUGGCAGUACGCGGCCCAAUCCACCCUCGCCGACUACUUCACCAUCUUCGCCGUCUACGUCUUUCUCGAUAAUCGUCGCCAUGAUUCCCCGACGCCUGAUGACACUGACCUGAGCACUACCAAAAACUCUCUGUCCAUCAUCAUCCUCUUCGCCGAGCUGUGUCGCUACUUUCUGCCUCCCAAAUACGUCUGGAACGACCACGAUGCUGCGCCUGCCGACGAUCUUAUCAUCAAUGUCGCUUCCGAGGUCAUCCCCUCAGUCCUGCCCAUUAUUGCCGCUUUUUGCAACUUGAUCCUCUUGGGCUUCGAGCCUUUGCAUAAUCGCGUGCCCUCGAUGCUGCCCACCGUCGCGCUCACCACCACCUUCGCAUUCCGCAUCGCGCGCUACUUUGCUUUCGAAAGCCCUCUUCAAUCAUAUUAUACCGAUCUGUCAUUGGUGCUUCUUUCUUUGCAGUUUUGUCUCCUCGCAAUUCAGCUCUUCUGGAAGGUCUUUAUCUGCACGCCAUUCACUACCACUGGCCAGGAGCCCCAGUUACCCGUCUGGCGCAAAAUCGUUCCCAACUGGCUCGGCACGAUGCUCAUGCUGCCGCAUCUUGAGAUCGACGCUCUCGAGCAGCUCGAUGCUCUAUAUGCACCACCCAUGGCGUAUGGAUCUCGGCCACUCUUUCGCCAGCUCGCACCACUCUAUGACAGCCCUCGCGCAGAAACAAGUCCCAUGGAGCAUUUUGGCUUUUCAGUUCUACGCCGUCAAUUCUUCUCCAUCAUCCCCUUGCGCCUUAUCAUGAUUGCAUUCACGUAUGCAGUGCCUUACCUCGUCCAGGAUACCGUCACUCUUGCAGGACAGAGACCCAACGCCCACGAUAUCUGCAAGACUGUCGCAUUGACCGCCUUAGCUUAUGGCGGUAAAGCGUUUUCAACGGCCUGGUACAAUCAUUGCCGCGCCUGUUUUUCGACCCAGCUGCGCACCACUGUCAUCAACGCAAUGUCUGAAAAACUCCUCGUCAUGAGCCAAAAGACCUCUCAGAAAUUUAACCUUGUUAACGUCUUUGGAAAAGACUUGCAGAACAUUGAUAACGUCAUCAACGCUUUUCACGAUCUCUGGUCCUCCCUGCUCGAGCUGGCCUGCGGCCUGUAUCUUGUCACCUCUAUUUCUCCUGGCUCCCUCUAUAUGGCCAUCUUUGCUCCUCUCGCUGUUUCUGUCUGUGAGCCGGUUGUCGAAGUAGUUUCCUCCUUCUCGGAGGGCUGGAAGCAAGCUGCUAAAGAACGUAUUGCUGCGGUUGACUUGUACCUUGACCAGUACAAAGAGCUCAAGUUUACCGGCUAUGUCUCGUCUUUCACUCCGCAUCUGAUGAAGCUUCGCGGUCGCGAGAUUGAGGCAGCCAAUCGGGAUUCCAUAAGCGCCGUGAUGCAGCUCGGCUUUUAUGCGGCUUGCAAAACCGCAGCCCCUGUCGCCAUCAUCGGCACUGCGCUCUACAGAUCCACCGAAUCAAACCCAUGGACGGUCCCAGAAUACUUUACAAUUGCUGCCGUCACACCACUCAUCGCUCACUCAUGGAAGACCCUGAUCAGUGCUUCCAAAAUAUACUCUAGCGGAAUCAAGAGUCUCAACCUUGCUCAAGACUUCAUGCAGCAGCCUGAUCUAAGGCCCACCGACCGAGGCAACCCCCACCAUCAAUCCGAUUCCAAGCAGCGUAGUCUUCAGCUUCUACAGACCUCUUUCGCUGCUCCCGAUUCUACUUCAUUCCGCUACAGAGAUCUUCGCUUCGAAGUUGGCAAAAUAACCAUGAUUAUUGGCCCUCAGGGCUGUGGUAAAUCCAGCCUUCUCAAGUCGCUACUUGGCGAAGUGCAGCUUGUCAGCGGGAGCGUCAUCGCUCCAACAGGGCCAAUCUCUUACUGCGGAGAAUCCUCCUUUGUUCAAAAUUUGAGCAUCAAAGAAAGCAUUAUUUUUCAGAAGGCCUUCGAUCCCGUUUGGUAUCAGCUCGUUCUGCACGCCUGUGCCCUCGAUACGGAGAUAGCAAGGCUUCCACAUGCUGGGGAGACAAUGGCUGGCGAAGGUGGCUCCAAAAUUACUGACCUCAGGCACCUUGUUUCUCUUGCCCGAGCUGUCUAUGCAAACAAUCCGGUCAUGGUACUUGAUGAAACAUUUGACUACUUCGAACCCAAGACUGCCGAUACCAUACUGGCGCGUUUAUUUGGGAAGGGCGGACUAUUACGCAAUAAAUGCACAGUCUUGUUCACCUCAUCAACUUCUCGAGACUUUGCUCAUGCAAACACUAUCCUUGCUUUCAAUGAGACCCGCGGCAUUCAAGAAGUUUCUCCAUCUCUGUCUAAUCUCCCCCCCGGUCUAAAGUAUGACCCCAAAGCUUUCGAUCUCGGGCCGAUCCAUGAGUCAACUCGACAGCCCAUCCAGCUCCGCGAGAAAGUAUUCCCCUACGAGCAUAAUUCGCCAGAAAACAUUCGAUCCGACAUUGCCUCUGAGAAGGCGUCCAUCCUGAGUUUCUUGGCCCAUUGCGACUCUCUUGGGAUGUUGGGUUUAGGUAUAUCAAUUGUCGUCAUGUUGCUGGCUGUUGUUGCUGCCAAGUGGCCUGUGGCUUAUCUACACACUAAGCUAGAGAGCUUUCAUCCAAGUGACGAUUCAUUUAUAUGGACAUGGGCGAUAUUAGCUGCCGCGCCAGUCAUCCUAGUACCAAUAUGUGCGCUUUUGUAUUACAUGACUUCUGCUACGAACGCCUCUUUUGUUUGGCAUGUCAAGCUCAUGAAAACGCUGGAAUGGACCACGGUCACGUACACGAUUCGGUAUGGCUACGGCAAAUUAGCGAAACUUCAUGAGCAAGACCUCACUCUUGCCGCAACGAGCCUAGCCAGCGCGUACCUGUUAGGAACAUUCAUGACUAUUAGUCUUCUUGCUGAAAUGUACUUUGCAGCAUAUAGUUUUGGAUCGAUUGCUUGGCUCCUCGCACCGUGCGGCUUCGUCAUUGCGAGCAUCAUCGGUAUUGAGCAUGUUCGUGCCUUUGGAUGGCAGCGUCAAUUCCUGCGACGCACCUUCGACCUGCUCAGCACAUCUCAACGCACGCAUUAUUAUUCUUUGCUCAUGCAGCACAGUUUGACCCUUUCUAUUGAUCUUUUCAUCUUGUUUGUGGCCUUGGUUGUCACAGGUUUCCCUCUCUGUCUUGGGUUGUCUACACAGGCAACGAUGGGUAUUUCUCUUGUUACAGUCGUUGGCUUGAGUACGUUCACGAGAGACGUCAUAGACAGCUGGAGCCGCUUUACAGCUGCCCUAGCACCAGUUCACCACAUCGCCAAGUUUAUCAUGGAUGCACCCAAGCCAAAGAAGAUUGCCGCGGCCAAUUUCGAUGCUGCAGAUACUUCCAUUCGAUGGCCCACUUCCGGUGGCAUCAAGUUUGAGAAUGUCACUGCUCACUUCGACCUUACGGGUCAGGAUGAGCCACCCAUUCUUGACAAUAUCAAUGUCACAAUUCCGGCGGGGAAAACAGUCGGCAUCAUCGGUGGCAUUGCAAGCGGUAAAACGGCAUUCUUGUCAGCUAUUCUCGGAUUAGUCGACUACAGUGGGCGCAUCACCAUCGAUGGCACCGACGUUCGCGAACUGCCCGACCUCUUUGUCCAGCGUCGCAUUGUCUCCGUGAGCCCGUACCUCCUCGAGUUCCCGGGCACGCUGCGCCACAACCUCGACCCGAUGCACGGCACGCGCUUCCAGAACCGUCUGGGCGACGACGUCAUCAUUGACGUGCUCAAGAAGCUGACCCUCUGGAGUGAGGUUGUCCGUCGUGGCGGCACCCUCGAUUCCCCCAUGUCCGUCAUGGGUCUCUCGCGUGGCCAGCGCGAGGUUCUCGCCGUGGCUCGCGCCAUACUCCGCCACAAGCAUCUCGAUGCCAAGAUUGUCGUUGUAGACGGUGCUCUGAGCACUGUCGACACGACACUCGAUCUCAUGGUCAACCGAGUCAUGGCCAAGGAAUUCCGCGGCUGCACCCUCAUCAAAGUGACGCAUCAUCUCGCGACACUCGACGAUGCUUCGCAGGUGAUUAAGAUCCACAAGGGUCGCAUCGAGAGCGUGUAUCAACCUGGUGGAGGUCGUCGACGCUGA